Messenger RNA from Cannabis sativa, 540 nucleotides. RefSeq names its product small ribosomal subunit protein eS30z/eS30y/eS30x. The transcript has 4 exons. Gene Ontology annotation, cellular component: cytosolic small ribosomal subunit; ribosome. NCBI's taxonomy places the organism in Eukaryota, Viridiplantae, Streptophyta, Magnoliopsida, Rosales, Cannabaceae. The coding region runs from base 165 to 353 and encodes 62 amino acids. Gene Ontology annotation, biological process: translation. Gene Ontology annotation, molecular function: structural constituent of ribosome. The record is from RefSeq and is a predicted model, not a curated record.
UCUAAUGGCUGAGAAAGAAACCCUAGCCACAGUCCUUUAAAGUCUCAAACUUCGGUCAUUCCUCAUCUUCUUCUGUAUCUCGCUUCACACAACCAAGUCGACGAGCGACCGAUUCUUCUUCACACCGAGGGGUUUAGCAGCCGAAGAAGGUUAAGAAGUUCACCAUGGGUAAGGUUCACGGAUCUUUGGCUCGUGCUGGUAAGGUGAGAGGGCAAACCCCUAAAGUUGCCAAGCAGGACAAGAAGAAGAAGCCCAGAGGUCGUGCUCACAAGCGCAUGCAAUACAACCGCCGUUUUGUCACCGCUGUGGUUGGAUUUGGAAAGAAGAGGGGACCCAACUCCUCUGAGAAGUAAGGUAGCUGUUUCUCAAGGAUGACACCUCUUUAGGUUAUUAUGGAGACAUCGUUUUUGGGUUUUUGACCAUUUGUUAUUGAGUUUACAUGUUAUUUUUAAAGACCCUUUUUACAUGUUACAGGAUUGUGCUAAAGCUAUGCUUUAAUUAAAUUAAAUUAGAAGUAAUGUGAAUUCGGUUUUGCUUGUU